CCUGUAGGUAGAUUGACAGGCAUGUUCCGAUCGCUUGGUGCUGUAUGUGUUGCUUGACUUCAUGUGGUCACCACGGUCCCCAGUUAGAGGAAAGGCGCGAAAGUUUUGGACUGCAGAUACCAAAAUUGCUUUUCUGGCGGUUUUAUCUCGCAUUGUGAUCCUCACCUUUUCAGUCCUUCUUGAUCGCGCCAUUCCUGACCACAAUCCUGAUGCAUCGGUGGCAAGACCCCCUGACGCCUUGGCAUUGCCACCUCAGCUAUUGGCAUUUACUCGUUGGGAUGCUGCACACUUUCUCCAACUUGCGCAUUUUGGAUACCAAGAGGAAAAGGAUUUUGCCUUUUUUCCUUUUUUGCCUUUGGCUAUAAAUGGAUUAGCACGUGUCCUGCAUGUGCAACUGUCUUGGGGCUUUUCCCUGUUGCUCUCCGGACUUUUAAUUACAAACGGAUGCUUUGUGCUGUCAGCAUGGCUACUGUUUCGCCUUGGCCUUGCUGUGUUGAAAGAUCAAAUCUUGGCAUUCAAUGCGGCUCGUGUGUUUUGCCUAUCUCCAGCGAACAUCUUCUUCAGCACGAUCUACACGGAGAGUCCAUUUGCAGCGUGUACCUUUGGAGCUCUGUUGCUUCUUCACAUGGACCGUUUCUACUUUAGCGCAGUGCUUUUUGCCAUUGGGUCAGGUCUACGCUCCAAUGGACUGGUUAACAUUGGCUUUCUCGCUUGUCAUGUACUCGUUUCCACUUUGAAGCAGAUUCGACAAGCAAAUUCUGCUUCUUUCAAACCUUGGAACCGUGCAGCAUUGAGAUUGAUGGUGGGAGUCAUCGUAGUGUUUUCUCCGUUUAUUGCUUUUCAGACAUUUGCAGUUUGGAAGGCGUGCGAUCGUGACGGACAGCAAACUGUUUGUGACAAGGGUCAGGAGCAAUGCGCAGUGAGUGCCGAACCUCCAAGCUGGUGUCAGUAUAGCAUCCCCAGUGCUUACAGUCAUAUUCAAGCCAAGUACUGGCAAGGUGGAUUUUUGCGAUACUGGCAAUUGAAGCAGAUCCCAAACUUUCUUUUGGCCUUUCCGGCACUGAGUUUGACGGCAGCUGGUGUUUUUUACCUUUUCAUGGACUUCGUGAAGGAGCUACAAAGAGAGGCCGAUAAAAAGGGCUCAAAGCAGUCCACAUAUUUGACUUGCGUACUGGUUUUGCAUGUCGCUUUGGUUCGAUGCCCUCUAUUUCCUCACGCGGUGCAUUGGGGCUUCUUGGCAGUGUAUGUAUUUUUCUUUGCCAAUGUCCAAAUCUCGACCCGACUUUUGGCCUCUGCCUGUCCAGUCUUCCAUUGGUUUUUGGCAUCUUUGGUCUUUGACCGCAGUCAAUACUUUCGUCAAAAGCUUUUGCAGCUAUACAUUGGGCUUUACAACUUGCUUGGCGUCAGCAUGCACGUGAACUUUUUACCAUGGACGUAGGCCUCCUGGGGAAAA
Molecule: messenger RNA, 1453 nt
Organism: Cladocopium goreaui
Lineage: Eukaryota; Dinophyceae; Suessiales; Symbiodiniaceae
Source: the annotation of a GenBank genome assembly